CAGCCGAGGCAGUUGACGUUGAGAUUCUCGUCCGAUUGCAAGAUCACCCUAUGGCUUUCUGUUUUGGUUUUGUGAGUUUACCAACCGAUGAAGGAUAGUUUAGUUGCCAGUCGAGGCAGAUCGACUGCUUAGCUCCGUCUCUAGUACAGGUGAGCCAGUUCUUUGACUUUGAUAUCAAGUGAAAAAGACCAAGAUGGUAUCAGUGAAGAGCUUGGUGAUGCGUGGUGUGAUUUUAUUUACCCUUGGAGUAUUUUUCUUCCUUGUACUCAAUAUCUUGCAAGUCCAACGUCAAGUAACCGUCUUUCCACCUGAGGUCCUCGCCUCUCUCUUCUCAUCAGCCUGGUGGGUAGCGCCAAGCUGUGGUAUUGCUGCAGCUGUUAUAGGCUUGCUGUAUCCUUGCUUGGACAAGCGUCUAGGUGAAGACAUGCACAUAAGAGAAUGGUCCAGUGUGAUGCGUUGUGUAGCUGUCUUCGUUGGAAUCAACCAUGCCAGUGCUAAAAUUGACUUUGCCAACAACGUUCAGUUGUCAGUAAGUUUGGCAGCCAUGUCAAUAGGCUUGUGGUGGUUGUUUGAUCGAUCACGCAGUGGAUUUGGGCUUGGAGUUGGCAUUGCUGUGCUAGCAACAUUCGUCACACAGCUUCUGGUCUACAAUGAUAUAUGCAGGUCGGCAGAGUACACAGAGCCUGAUUUCCUGUUUGUUCGUUCUUGGCUGCCAUGUGUCUUCUUCUCGGGAGGUGUUACCAUGGGAAACAUUGGUCGACAACUAGCAGCACAUGACUCAGAUAUGGAAACAUCAAAACCCAAGGAAGACUGAUAAAAUGACCAUUCUGCUGGAAGGAAAAACAUGAUCUUGCCAGGUUGUUCAUCAAGUCAUCUUUUGCCAGCUGGACUGCAUUGUGAUAACUAGCACAUUGGGGGCAUGGCAGAUAAAGAAUCGCCUGGUAGAACACUUUGUCAUAGCCACAGUAUGUGACACAGGCAUGGAAAUAUUAAAAAUGGAAAAUCGCAUGUGCAGUUGAUUUGGUACAGUGUAAUAAUAUCGACCAGUAAUGAAGAAUUCCAGCAUAAAGAUAAGCUAUUUGAGUUUUAGGCACAUUAUUGCCAAUGCAGUAAGGUCUUUUACUCCAUUUAGGCAAUCAUUGUGCCAGCCAUGCCAAAUUCUUACAAGCUGGACUAAGCAGGAUUCCACCUCCUAGCAACCUACGUUUUCACUGAAUCGACAUCAUGACUGCUUUCCAUACGUUUGUGAUGUGGUGGCAAGUCUUUAUUGGAUUUACCACAGAUCUGAUAUAUCAGGGAUAAAUCAUUUUGCACGAAAGUUUUACUUGACUGGGAGCAAUUUCUUGCCUCAUUGCAUCAGGCAGUCGUGCUGGAGAAAAAAAAACAACACAAGAUUUUAAAAGUAAUUUGAUUUUGUUGGUGACUUUUUAUUCCAUUUCAUAUAAAUGCAAUUCAGUUACCCCCAUGCAAGUAGGGUGUAGUCUGUGGCAGUUGUAACCAGCUGUAAUAAUUACAGUACAACUGUUUUCACUAUCCAAGUUUAGUUCCUUGUUCUCACCUGGUCUUUGUUAACUGACACAUGGUUAGAGUUUGUGUAAAAGCUCCAAUCGAACUUGAAGUAGUAUUUCAUCACCGGUGUAUGUGUAAUUUAUGAACUAUAAUGAGAUUGUGGAGAAUGUUUCACAAUAGAUGUAUGGUUGGUCUUGAAAGUUGUGAGACUGUACAAGAAAAAAGGUUCUGCCAUGUUUUAUUUCACUUUUGUGUGCAUGUUCAUAUUGUCAUCUAGUUUUUGGUCUCUGCUGCAAAAGACAUUGGUAUAAACCACAGGUUUUAAGGUUGGUAAUGGUGGCAUAAUUUCCUGUUGUCUGCUCCAUCACCUUCAUGUCUGCUGGUGCAUUUUAUAUUUGAAUGCUUUUUUUUUUUUUUUUUAAUUUAACAAAAGUUUGCAUGUAACCAAAUUAUGAGUUUAUGAUUGUCUAUUAUUGUGAUAUGCAAGUGCAUAGCAAAAUUUUGAAGUGUUGUGGAUGGGGUUGCAGUUGUUUCCACAUAGAGUACCAUUUUGUACAUACUUGGAACAGUUAAAUUUUCUGGUUAACAAUAUUUUGCUGGAAUUUAAGUGUUGACUGAUAGAAAGCAUUGAUAAUGACAGGUUUUUAUUCAUAUUGGUGAUGGACAGUUAUAAGUAGUAUAUAGUCCACUUAUUUUAAAGGUAAGAAAAAAAUAUAUUAUUAAAAAUCGAAAAGUAGCCUCAAGAUUCUUGCAAGCGCACAGCGCAUGCUGCUUUGCUGGAGUAAACAAAAUUUUGAAUCUCA
Molecule: messenger RNA, 2312 nt
Organism: Pomacea canaliculata
Lineage: Eukaryota; Metazoa; Mollusca; Gastropoda; Architaenioglossa; Ampullariidae
Product: insulin-induced gene 2 protein-like
Biological process (GO): SREBP-SCAP complex retention in endoplasmic reticulum; SREBP signaling pathway; cholesterol biosynthetic process
Cellular component (GO): SREBP-SCAP-Insig complex; endoplasmic reticulum
Source: RefSeq, a predicted model, not a curated record